Colletotrichum graminicola M1.001 is the source of this 1467-nucleotide messenger RNA. RefSeq lists its product as uncharacterized. Gene Ontology annotation, molecular function: adenosine deaminase activity; RNA binding. The record is from RefSeq and is a predicted model, not a curated record. Bases 1 to 1467 code for a protein of 488 amino acids. The transcript has a single exon. Gene Ontology annotation, biological process: RNA processing. Lineage: Eukaryota; Fungi; Ascomycota; Sordariomycetes; Glomerellales; Glomerellaceae.
AUGGCAAAGCUGUUAGAUCUUCCACCAGAGCUCCUGCUUACCAUUGCCUCUUUUCUCUGGAGCAACCAGCCCCUGAAGAAGCGCCUGUUCGAGGCCAGCAUCGACAAAAAACGCCAAUCGCUCGUCAGAUCCCUCCACCGUGAGCGCUCUUCCGUCAUUAACCUCUCGAGCGCAUGCAAAGCGCUACAUGAGACGCUCAAGACAGAGAAAUACCGCUUCGUCAGCAUCCACGGGCACAACAGCGCCCACAAGCUGCUCUCCCUACUACGCCUCAUCCGCAUACGGCCCGAGAUUGGCGACCACAUCCAUCAGCUCCAUCUGCGGCUCCUCCCGUUCGCCUCCGGUCUCACCUCGGUGAGCUACGAGCAGCUACGUUCCCUGAGGACAUGGGCGGAAACCAUCGGCGUCCGUGUCAAUGAUGUGCUAUUAACCGCGCUCAAUUACGAGGAUCAUAAAGACUCAAUCAACUACGAGGACCUAUAUGGACAUGAAAAAACAUGUCUCCGUAUCUUGUGUGCCAUGAUGUGCUACUACCUUCGGCACGUCAAGGAUAUCAGCCUUUCGAUGUCUCUUGAACUGUUUUCCACCUUCGCCGAUCAACUCAUAUCUCGACGACCACCGCCGUGGAAUCAACGCUCAACAAACUUGCCAACUAUCCGAUCACUGGCAUUAGAGACCAGCAAUCCUGAAAUGUUGGGAGUCGAGUGCAUGAAUCCUUGGGACGCCAUAAGAAUGGCGGAAGUAGCAAAGAGCGUCUCUGAAAUCUAUCUGCGUGGCUUUGGCCUACGGUUUACAGCAGAGAUGACGUAUUCCAACCAUUUCCUCCACAGUCUCGUUCUGCAAGACGUUUUUCUUCCUCCCGAUGGAAGCAGCUCUGUGUAUCGCUUCCUGGAGUCCUGCAAGAGUCUCGCAAGGUUCAUCUACUUAAGAACCAACAACAUCAGUGAAUACUUUGAGUACUCACAACCCCGUCCCGUACGGAUGCAAAAAGCCUUGACGGGGAGCCGAAAUUCCCUACAAACACUCUGCAUCUACUGCGGCCCGAAGAUCCGAGAUGAUGGAACCGCCCGGUUCCUCGGCACUUUUGAAAGAUUUCCCUGUUUGGAGAGCUUGUGGGUCGAUGCAUGGAGCUGCGGGUGGGCAGUGGGAGACGACGUCGAAACCGACGUCGAGAUCGAAUCUGAGUCCAACUUUGUGGAGGAGGAACCGACACCGGCCUUGGCAACCAGGCUGAUCCAGACUCUCCCCCCGUCUCUGCGACGGCUUCAUAUUGAUGGUCCCGUCGACCGCAUUUACGACAGCCUGAGAUGGUUUGCUAACCACUGCAGGGACGGGAUGGUGCCUCGCUUCAAGGAGCUCGCCUUUGAAGACUUGGACUCCCGAAUAGCCACGGAGAAUCUCAGGUCCAUGUUCAGAGAGGCGGGGGUUAAACACUGUAAAGUAGACAAGGAUAUUGUCAUGUGGUGA